AUCUUAGCCAGCAUCUCCUGAGUUAAAGGAGCUACCUGGUCUGGAAUGGCCACUGCAUACUUGCUGAUGUACUUGCUGCACUCUCAGAGAUCUUAGCCUUGAGACGAAAGAGAGUUGUAACAAUUCAAUAAAUAAGUUCAUUUUGCCAUGAAAAAAAAAAAUCUACUGCUGAAUGGAUGAAUACAUUGCACUUCUAAAAUAAUUUAAUAUGAAAAAUAUAAGUGCUAAUUGUUUACUGCUCACUUGAUUUCAUGUCCCAUUUCAGACUUCUUGAUCUUCUGCAGAAUGUCUUCAGUCAUUUGAGUUCCCUUGGCUACCUAAUCCCAGAGUGUAUCUUUCACCACUUCCAUACUCAGUUUGGACUGGUCCUGCCAGAUCACAUUUGCUUGGCAGCCUUUAAAAGAUUUUUUUUAAUCAGUAAAUAUUGAUUGAAUUUGUUAGUGAUUUUUUUCCUCAACCUGAAUAAAGCUUAAAAAAAACUUACCAAUAAAAACAAGAGCAAAAACUAUAAAGCUCUUCAUGUCUAUAUCUCAGGAUUUAUGUAAACCAGAAGAAAGAACAUUUAACGUCUAUGUAACAUUUAUAUAUAGGCUAGAUGCUCUGUUUCUCUGAAUGUGUAAAUAAGAUCUUAUUUAAAAAAUAUUGUAAUUAGCUUCUUACCUCUUAGGUGUCUCUUCCUUCUGUGUGUGUCUCUGUGUGAGUUGAGCAGGUAUCAGUAAUCUAUAAGUAAGACAGCUGUGAUGAAGAAGGCAAAGUCCAAAACUCAGCUACAUGCUAUCUCCACUUAGCUGUCAGUCGUGCCACAUACACACUCCAACCUGACUGAAAUGAACAUAGCUCAAGUCCAUGAGUCAUCAGCUAGUUUCAAAUAUAAUGUGUUGCAACAACAAAUGUGACUGCACUUUCAAAAUUCACUCAGAACACAUAAUGAUAAAAUAUCAUGUUUUUUUUUUUAGUCAGUUAUCAGUACACUCACACCAUGUCCACAUACUUAUCCACAGAAGUUUUAUUUAUUAACUUUAGAUAUACACUGAAUGCCGGACAUUUACAUGCAUGAACAAGAAAAAAAAAAUCCUUGGCAGGUAAAAAGUAUAAAAGCUUAGCAUGUCAAAACUUGUGUAUAGAAGUAUGAAAUGUGGUGUAUACCUGUAGAUGGUAUGUUCACGUAGACUAUAUUAACUUCAAUAUGAUCUUCAAUAUCAAGAGGAGCAAAUUUUGUUUUCCAUACCCACUUACCAUAUAUUUCACAAUGUCAUCUUAAAAUAAAAAAACUUUAUUAACUUUAUUAUAAUCCUCAUUUAUUUAAAAUAAAACAUAUUUUCUGUACUGGUAGAUAUUGAAUAUUAGAGAAAACAUAACACAACACACCACAUCAUAUCAUAGCCACGUGAUAAUCAUUGUUAUCAUUGUUAUUAUGAUCUUUGAAAUAAGUCAUUGGACCAAUGAUGUCAUUGUUGACAGAUUUGUAGUGGUUUAGUCCAAUAAUAAAUAACAGGAAAAAAGUUCAUAAUAGUGCAACAUUUAUUUGAGUUGGGGUCCUGGAAUGAAUAUUCAUUUUCACUGAAUAACUAGAAAAAUGUAAAUGUAUUGCAUGAAAAUACUUCAGUCUAAUACUAUCAGUAGCAGAACUGAGACAAGAUUUACCGAGUCAGAUAACUAAUAAAGAUUACAAAAAUCUUUAGGUAAAGAACUAAGGUUAGUCUUUAUGUCUACAUGUUAAUUGUUGGCCUAUCAGUAAUGAUGCUGUUUCAGUCCACAGAAUGCUUACGCCAUGGGAAUGUGGAAUGGAUGAUAAAACCUGAUUUUGCUGCAUGGUAUGCGACCUGGUUGUCUUGAUUAAUUUAGGCUGAAACUAACUAGGGCUUUCAUAUAGACAGUACUGAUUGUACUGUGUGAGUAAAACCUUAUUGUACAGUAUAUUCUGUAUAGUGUUUUAUUUAUGUUUAGAAUACAUCAGUGUACCCUGGUUCUGUUUACACUUAAUGCAAGUGUCUGGAAUAAUGAUGUUAAAAUUAUUGGAAUGUAAUCUGCUUUAGAGUGGUGAAAGUAACUCUGCUUCAUGUCAUACAUAGCUCAUUAUUACAAGAUAAUCGGUUUCUUAAACUUGUAAUCAUUCAUGUAUUAUAUUCUGACUGCUUUGUGAUGUGCAUUUAACACUCAAGGCUCUCUUGGUUCUUCCUACAACAAGAACAAGAACUUGUGUGUUGUCACUUGAUGGAAUCUGGUCUAAAAUACAGGCUGUUCAAAAACCUUUAGAAGUUUUAUUGCAUAUAAUAAGUCAGCCAGAAGAUACAGAAAUACUGGGAUUAUGCCAUUUUACAGAGAAACACAUUAAGGUUUUCUAAAUACCAUCUUCUUUUAAUGAUAUGAAGGCUUUUGGGUUUUGUGUGUAAUUUUUUUGAUAAUUCUAUAUGCCUCAGUAAAGAUAAAUAGAUGAUUACUGAUAUCUGAAGGAACAUGCCUGUAAAACGCAUUUUCUAAACUGCAAUAAAAAUUGUUGUUGACUCUUAUGUAUGUAGUUGUUCAACCAUAUAAUGACCAAUGGAUUCCAUAAUAGUUCAUUUGUGUUGGUGUGUAUGAUGUGGUAUAACUGACUGUCACCGUUAUAUGUUAUUUGGACUUUGCCUUCUUCAUCACACAUCUUUACAGUGUAUAUAUAGUGACCUGAUUGCUAGCAUGUACACACUCAAACGAGGAGAGACAGAGACAACCAGUACCUAAGAAAAUUCUUGGGACAUCUAUUCAGACAUGAAGAUCCUUGUUGUUAUUGCUAUUGCUGUUUUUACUGGCUACCAAGCCAGUGUUAUACGACAAGAUGAGGCCAAACCCAGUAUAGAGAUGGUAAAAGACGCAUUCUGGGAUUAUGUGUCCAAGGCAACACUAACAACCGAAGACAUCCUGCAGAAGAUUAAGGAGUUUGAAAUGGGGCAAGAAGUCAACAUUAGAAUCUCUGAGAGUGGAGAUGCCAUCAACCAGUAUGCUGUGGCCGUUAGUGGUCAGGUGACUCCUCUGACUCAGGAACUGCUGGCUAAGAUGUCCCAGGAGGUCGAGCAGCUGAAGGCACGUCUGCAGCAGGACAUAAGCUCUGUGAAGACCCAGCUGGAGCCGUACAUUGAGGAGCUGACGUCAGAUAUCCAGCAGCAGGUGGAACAGUGGAAGAAGGACGUGGCUCCCUAUACAGACAGUCAGCAACCUGAGGCUCUAAAAGCUGCUCUGCUCCAGAAGAAUGAGGAGCUGAAAAUUAAUCUGGAAAAGAGUGUGAGUGAGCUUCAGGACAAGCUGGGACCACAAGCAGAGGAGCUGGAAAAACAUCUGCAGGACUUCCAGAAGAACAUAGCUCUGUUUGUUCAGAACAAUGGGAAGGUGCCCCAGACAUUGGAUCCAUACACCCAAGACCUGAAGACCCAACUCACUGCUCUUUGGGAUUCAUUUACCAAAAACAUUCAGUAAUCAGACUUGAUUUGAUGUUUUCAUAUUUACAAUCUUGCAGUGAAGUAACAGAGAACUCUUAAAUGGUGUAAAGGAUUGACUGCUGAUUCUAUCAACUUUUCCUUUUUUAUUUUUAUCAUUUAUGUUUGUAUUUAAGGACAAUUCAAAAAAUAAUCUGUUUCAGAAGAAAACAAAAAAACAAUAUUCCUAGAGGUAUUCUUGGAAAAAUACUAAUUAAGGGCAAAAGUCUUAAGAAUACAAGACAAACGGUACAAAUAAUCAUAGCCAAUAAUAUUGCACUCAAACUUCAUUCCAUUCUGGAAAAGGACAAAGGUCAUUGGAAAAUUUCUACUUGAAUUAAUCGGUCUCUGUUUGCAAGAGGUUUUUAAUGAACAAUUAAUGCUCCAAACUGCAUUACAGCCACAUAAGGAUAGGUGAAGGGAAUUCUCUUAUAACAUGUACUCUCUUAUAUUAUGAACUGCUAUUAAGACACCUUGGAUACGGGGAAUACUGGGUUAUAGCUUUAAUUACCAUUUAAAAUAUCAAAUAUCAUUUAAUUACCUCUUUGAAUAAGCUGAUCAACUGCCAUCCUUUAUAAUAGUUGACACAUGUAUUUUCUAUACCUUGAAAAGACUUAUUUUUUGUAGUUUGUCUGUGUGUGCUGUGUGAUUUGUCUGAAUCUGUCUAGCACCUGCACAAGUAGAAACCCGCCCCCGCACUGCCGCUUAUCUAUGUGUAUAAAUACUCCUGUUUUGCAUGAAUAAACUGGACGUCUCUGUGAA
This is a messenger RNA of Ictalurus punctatus (channel catfish), 4211 nucleotides long. Its product is annotated as apolipoprotein A-I. Gene Ontology annotation, cellular component: extracellular region; blood microparticle; chylomicron. Gene Ontology annotation, molecular function: cholesterol binding; phospholipid binding; phosphatidylcholine-sterol O-acyltransferase activator activity. The record is from RefSeq and is a predicted model, not a curated record. Gene Ontology annotation, biological process: cholesterol biosynthetic process; positive regulation of lipid biosynthetic process; lipoprotein metabolic process. NCBI's taxonomy places the organism in Eukaryota, Metazoa, Chordata, Actinopteri, Siluriformes, Ictaluridae. Bases 2749 to 3450 code for a protein of 233 amino acids. The transcript has 4 exons.